CGGGAAUACAAACAUUGCAUGCAGCCCUACACAUGUCUAGGAAUGCGUUUUGGUCAAGAGUUCGAGGGGACAACCUUGACUCACGAGUGAUGCUGUGCACCGACCAAUUCUGCGCAGAACUGAGCAGGGAUGCUCUGGUCGGCAAUUCGUCACCAUGACCAUGCGCCGUGGAGACGAUGCGCAAAUAUAGAGCGCUUCGGACAUGGCUCGUGCUAAUGUACAUGCGAAGCGGGUAAAAAAACAUCGGGUUCGACCUCCAGGAACGAGUCCGAGGGGGAACACGGUGACACGGCAAGACGGUGGCUUGGACACGGGCAUGAACACCAGCGCGUGGGGACUGCCUCCUCCAGGGGAAGAAGCUCCUGGAUUAUGCGACCUGGGGCGAGAGCGGCCUCCGGCGCGCGGCCGCAGGCGGGCGCGGGCGGGGCCGGACCCGAGCGCGCAGGCCGGCCGCCACAGCAUCGACUUCCGCGAUCUGGGGGCGAGGAAGGGGAGGAGGAGGAGGAGGAGGAGGAGGAGAACAUUGCUUUGGUGGGGCUACAGGCGAGCCAGGACGCUCCGCCACUGCUUGAAAAUUGGCGCCCGGGGCGAGGGCGAGCCAGCGGUUCUCGGAUUCUUGGAGACUCAAGCUCUCACCGACGGGCAGCCGCGCCGCGCGCCAGCGACUUUCUCGCCAUCGCUCGGACGUCCAUUCCGUGUCUUUUUGCUCGAAACGCACACGUCCGAGCGAUGCCCAGGGGGCAGGGGCGAGCCAGCGGUUCUUAGAGCCUAUAGAGCUCUAACCGAAGGGCAGCCCGCGCCGCGCGGGCCAUCACAGGGACACCGCCGCGGCCCCGCCGCGCCGCCGCCGCGCCUCGCCCCCCCG
Molecule: messenger RNA, 865 nt
Organism: Prorocentrum cordatum
Lineage: Eukaryota; Dinophyceae; Prorocentrales; Prorocentraceae
Source: the annotation of a GenBank genome assembly